Messenger RNA from Mirounga angustirostris (Northern elephant seal), 4674 nucleotides. It is a transcript of the gene ZNF140, whose product is annotated as zinc finger protein 140. The transcript has 4 exons. Gene Ontology annotation, cellular component: nucleus. The record is from RefSeq and is a predicted model, not a curated record. Gene Ontology annotation, biological process: regulation of transcription by RNA polymerase II. Gene Ontology annotation, molecular function: RNA polymerase II cis-regulatory region sequence-specific DNA binding; DNA-binding transcription factor activity, RNA polymerase II-specific. The coding region runs from base 2538 to 3962 and encodes 474 amino acids. NCBI's taxonomy places the organism in Eukaryota, Metazoa, Chordata, Mammalia, Carnivora, Phocidae.
CAGGCGGGGCGGCCGGAGGCUUGCUUUCUCCGGGAACCUCCCGCCGCUCGCACGGACGGGGACGCGAGAGGGUGCACGCGAGGCCGAGAUGGCACGGGCGGGUUUCUAACCCGGCACGCGAGUUUGAGGGGGUCUACUUUCAGCACCUGGGUCAGUGCGAUUCCCGGAUCAGCAGUGUCAGCAUCACCGGAGAACCUCCUGGAAGUGUCUGUUCAUGAGCUCCAGGCCAGACCUUCUGAACCAGAAACUCUGGAUGUGCGGCUCAAGGCUGUAUUUCAACAGUCACUUCCAAGCGAUUCUAACCAUGACCCAUCCUGAGUCUCGGGGAUGCAGCAGGAGCAAAACAGAGUCGCUGGCAAUUAUGCUUCACAGACGUGGGGGAUGAGAAGGCCAACCAUUCUGCUUUAGUCCGCCUGUUUUUAGUUCCACUUCUCUACUUUGUGUCAUAUUUUUCUCCAAAUCCAGAUGCUCCCCAAGUUUUGCUGGGGAGCGCAGUUUCCAUCUGUGCUUCAGAGUCCACUGUUUAGGAAGUAGCUUUUUUUUUUAAAUUUUAUUUAUUUGACAGAGAGACACAGCGAGAGAGGGAACACAAGCAGGGGGAGUGGGAGAGGGAGAAGCAGGCUUCCUGUGAGCAGGGAGCCCAAUGUGGGUCCUGAGCCCAGGACUCCGGGAUCAUGACCUGAGCCAAAGGCAGACACUUAAUGACUGAGCCACCCAGGUGCCUCAGGAAGUAGCUUUAUUAGUCGAUAAUCUUUUAACACUUAAAACAAUUUUUAUUACUUAUUAAUUUUUUUGUGAGAGAGGGAGGGAGGAGGGGCAGAGGGAGAAUCUUUUUUUUUUUUUUUUUUUAGAUUUAUUUGAGAGAGAGAGAGAGAGAGAUGGGUCGGGGGAGACUCAGAGGGAGAGAGAAUCCUGAAGCAGAGUCCCCACUGAGCGCAGAAUCCAGGGCUCCAUCCCAGGACUUCAAGAUCAUGACCUGAGCUGAAAUCAAGAGUCAGCUGCUCAAACGGCUGAGCCACCCAGGCGCCCCUAAAACAGUUUUUUUUUAUAACUGCCAUACAUCUGGGGCUCUUACUAGUUUGGUACCUUUUAAAAUUUCUGUUCAUGCUUAACGGUUAUGUGGAUUAUUUAAGUCGGGCAAAACCAGGGUGCAAGCCAGGGGCUUAUUGUUACUGAGGGGAAAAGCUUUCAUUUCCAUCCUGGGAGGUGUUACAUUUCUUCCUUGGGUAGUCCUUAACACUUGAUUGCUCAUUCUCCUUGUUAUGUGACAUUGCUUAAAGUACCCCUCAGUUUCAUAGCUGUUUCUUCUGGAAUGGGGACAACUGUGAUGCACUUGAGUGCAUGCCCCUUUUCAAGGAUGUUGCUGCUGUCUGCUAUAGCCAGUUGUUACUGAUGUAGUUUUUUAAUGUAGGUGGGGUCCACAGCUGACUGCCAGACAUCUUUGGUACAAAAAGGUGAUUUUAUUAAAGCCCGGGACAGGACCCGUGGGCAGAAAGAGCUGCUGCAUCAGGGCUAUGAGGGGUGACUGAUUAUAUACAUGGGAGUUGGGGGAGGUAAGGAAAAGGGAGGUUUUCAAAAGAACUUUCGCGGGGUGCCUGGGUGGCUCAGUCGGCUGGGCAUCUGCCUUCGGCUUGGGUCAUAGUCCCAGGGUCCUGGGUUCGAGCCCUACAUCGAGCAUGCUUCUCCCUCUCCUUUUGUGCUCUGCCUUGCUCUGGCUCUCUCUCUCCCCGUCAAAUAAAUAAAUAAAAUCUUUAAAAAAAAAAGUAAUUGACCUCGCAGAUCUUUAAAAAAAAACAAACAACUUUCGAAUGCCUAAGAGGACCUACAAGAUACUGGAGGCAUUGCCAUUGUCAAGUUAAGGUUGUUUUUUCCUCUAGCAAGGCAUUACUGUUGAGACAAUUGGGAGUUUCCUUCCAGAAGUUAGGUUAUUGAUAAGAAUGCUUUUCUCCUGUAAAUCACUAAGACAUUUGUAAAUUGAGGGAGACUCAUGUCUUGUAGGACUUUAAUCUCUAUAAAUAAACCAUUUGUUUUUCCUUCCCUUAGCUUUAGAGCGUCCAGGAGUGCUUGAGGAAUGUUACACGUAACCCACCUGGCGGUUGGGGGUGGGGGUUGCCGGCGUGUCAGCUUGUGCUUUGUCCUCAGCUUGCCUUCUGUUCCCUCAUCAGUUACCAGGAAGAAAUUUUGCCAAAUCAUAUUAAAAUAGGGCUGCCAUUAAGGAAAAUACACAUUGCCUGUUAAAUACAAAGGGAUUGUCUUCACUAUUCAUUAAGUGUUGUAAGAUUCUAAGAACUUUUACAACAAAAAGCCAGAAAUCCAAGUUGUUCACAUGUAUAAUCCUUUAUCUUUCACAAAAUUAUAAAUGAUCUCAGGACAAAUUGCGUUUAUUUUUUCUGCUUUUCUCCAAUUAUACAAUAAAACAAAAACAGCUAGGCUCUUACUGAUUACUCAGAAUUCUGAAAACUCCCAUUGCUACUACUUAUAUACACUGCUCUCCAUGGUGGGACUCAUUUCACUUGUUGAUCAGGGCCUUCGGGAGCAUGGGUGUUGGUUCUGCAGAUAUCUGUAUGUCGUUUCAGGGGUCAGUGACAUUCAGAGAUGUGGCCAUUGACUUCUCCCAGGAGGAGUGGGAAUGGCUCCAGCCUGCUCAGAGGGAUUUGUACAGACAUGUAAUGUUGGAGAACUAUGGCCACUUGGUCUCACUGGCAGGUCUUAACAUUUCUAAGCCAUAUGUGGUUUCCUUAUUGGAGCAAGGGAGAGAGCCCUGGCUGGAGAAAGGAGAUGUGAGAAGAGAUCUGUUUUCAGAGUCAAAUGGUGACAUCAAAGAGUUUUCUCCAAAAAAUGUCACAUAUGAAGAUGGCUCAUCCCAGUAUUUGGUAGUGGAAAGAAUUUUAAACCAAGACCCUGAAUAUUCCAGUUUUAAAGGAGGCUGGAAAUGCGAGGAAGAUACUCAGAUGCAAGGAAAUCAGGGAGGUAUCAGGCAAGUGACAGUCUCUCAUCAAGGAGCCCUGUCUCAGCAUAUGAGCAUCAAUACCGUGGAGAGGCCCUAUGGAUGUCAUGAAUGUGGAAAAACUUUCAGUCGGCGCUUUUCCCUUGUGUUACACCAGAGAACUCAUACUGGAGAGAAACCAUACGUAUGUAAGGAAUGUGGCAAAACCUUUAGCCAGAUCUCAAACCUUGUGAAACAUCAGAUGAUACAUACUGGAAAGAAACCCCAUGAGUGUAAGGACUGUAAUAAAACAUUCAGUUACCUCUCAUUCCUCAUUGAACACCAGAGAACACAUACUGGGGAGAAACCUUAUGAAUGUACUGAAUGUGGAAAGGCCUUUAGCCGUGCCUCAAACCUCACGCGCCAUCAGAGAAUUCACAUAGGAAAGAAACAGUAUAUUUGUAGGAAAUGUGGGAAAGCCUUUAGCAGUGGCUCAGAACUUAUUCGCCACCAGAUUACACAUACUGGAGAGAAACCUUAUGAAUGCAUUGAAUGUGGAAAGGCAUUUCGCCGUUCUUCACACCUUACUCGGCAUCAGAGCAUCCAUACUACCAAAACCCCCUACGAAUGUAAUGAAUGUAGGAAAGCCUUCCGUUGCCACUCAUUCCUUAUUAAACACCAGAGAAUUCAUGCUGGAGAAAAGCUCUAUGAGUGUGAUGAAUGUGGUAAGGUUUUCACAUGGCAUGCAUCCCUUAUGCAACAUAUGAAAAUUCAUACUGGAGAAAAGCCCUAUGCAUGUACUGAAUGUGAUAAAACCUUUAGUCGGAGCUUUUCCCUCAUUCUACAUCAGAUAACUCACACUGGGGAGAAACCCUAUGUAUGCAAGGUGUGCAAUAAGUCCUUCAGCUGGAGCUCAAACCUUGCCAAACAUCAGAGAACACACACCCUAGAGAACCCCUAUGAAUAUGAAAAUUCGUUUAGUUAUCACUCAUUCCUUACUGAGCACAAAGGAAUUCGCACUACAGAGAAAACCUAACAACGUAUGGAUUAAAAAACAAAACAAAACAGUUAAUGCCUUACUUUGGACCCCUGGAAAGAAGCCUUAAGUGAGUAUGUUGAAUGUGAAGAAGGUGGGUCAUACUUGAUUCAAUAUCCGGAAAAUAAUAACCCAGGAAUACGAUGGGAAGCCAUUAGUAGCCGCACAUUCUUUUUGUUACAUCAGAAGAUGAAAUCAGUACUGAGAAGACUUCAUCUGGUAGGAUUCCCUCACUCGACCUUUGUAAAUUCCUACCAGGGAAGGACACGUGGCCGAUAAACGUGAGAAAGCUUUUAUUUAGAAAUUGGUCCCCGUUCUGCAUCUGUCAGCUCAAACAGGACAGUGUGUGGGCAAGAGUGCACAUUUUCCUGGACAUCAGAAAAUUCAUAAUGAAACAAAGUCAUGCAAAUGCAAUGACUUGGCAAUGUCCUUGUGUACCAUGCAAUAUUUAUUAAGUUUGAAAAUACUCUUCUAAAGAGAAAAAGCAACCCUAUAAAUGAACUGAAUAGAGGGUUUUCUGCUUUAUUUCAGAACUGCAGAAUUAUACUGGGGAGAAAACUACUAUUGUAAGGAGUGUGGCAAAUCUUAAAAGAGUUCUGAGAAGUCCUACUGGAGGGAAUUUGUGGGCGUUUUUUUUGGGGGGGGGGAGUUAUUUUUGUUUUAAAGCAAACUCAGAAAAGAAAGCUACGAAUAAAUGUUUUUAGUUAAUCUG